Messenger RNA from Seminavis robusta, 5378 nucleotides. The record is from the annotation of a GenBank genome assembly. Lineage: Eukaryota; Bacillariophyta; Bacillariophyceae; Naviculales; Naviculaceae.
UUUUCUCCUUUCUCGACUUUCCUUUCUCAUCCCUUGCAUGGCCUGUCGCCUUUUAGACUCUAGCAUAGAGGUAUCACCACCAUGGGCAAGAGAAAAAACCGUUCCAAACGCUCCGCGGGAUCUCUUCCCAAAGGCCUUCCGCACAAAAAGUCUUCCUCUACUACUGUCAAUCCGUUUGAGUGCUCUGCGAGUCGUCACAAGGGCCCCAAGCAUCAAGUUCACAACCGCAACAUCAGCAAUCUUGCCCCGAAAAAGUCCAACAAUGCUCCCCAACAACGUCGGAGUCAGCACUUGCUGCAACAAGCACUGCAGAGACAGAAGAAGGCCAACACAUUUGUGGACAAGCGAAUUGGAGAAUACGAUCAGCACAUGAGUUCGGAACAACAAAACAUGGCCCGAUUGGUCCGCGAACGAACACGACGCUCCAAAAAGAGCACCAAGUAUCAAUUGAACGACGACAAUUAUGAUGACGAGGGAAUGAUUCUCACGCACAAGGGGAAAGUCAUUGAUGAUGAAAUGGCAGAAAAAAGUAUUCUACUCAGUGAUGACGAUGAAGAUGAUGCAGGAAACUUGGAUGCGAUGGAUACAGCACUCCAUUUUGGUGGCGGAAACAUGAACAAGUCGGCAGCACCUUCUGGUCCAUAUGGUCCAACCACCACCACUGCCGACAUGGCCUUGAACUACUCUCAACGAAAAACGGAAUUGGAUGACUUGAUCAUACGACGAAAGACUCUCAAAGCCGAACGCAUCAAAGCCAGGGCGCAGCAAGAAGAUGUCAUUGCCGAUUUGGAUGGAGCAUUCAAAGAGCUCAGUGGUAUGCUCCAAUUCCGAGACAAAGAACAGGAGAUCAAAACUCAUAUACAACAAAAACGAGCCGGGACACUAGAUAAGGAUGCCCAGGAAAUGGAAGCUUGGCAUCAGGAAAUCCGAGAGUAUACGUUCCAAGGAAAACGAGCCAAAGCCACGGAUCGAACCAAAACUACCGAAGAGGUGGCCAAGGAAGAGGCAGAACGUCUCCACGAGUUGGAAACUCGACGAUUGGCUCGCAUGAAUGGAGAUUUCAGUGAUGAUGACUUUAGUGAUGUCACUGACGAUGAAGAAGAAAAUUCUGGAAACAAACGCAAAAGGCAAAAGAAGCAGGCUGCCAAGAAAAAAGCCAAAAAGAAGGCAGGCAGCAAUCCCGAUGAACUGGACGACGACGAUAGCGAUGACAGUGGCGACGAGGAAGAGGAGCUGAAAGCCAAGUUUACACCGGAUGGCUUGGUCUACGUCAACAAAAAGGGCGAAAUCGUCAAAAGGCUAGGCGAAGAUGAUGAUGAUGGCGACGACAAUAGCAAUGCAAAAGAAGAGGAUGAUGACAAAAGCUCCAGCAGCGACGAAGAGACAGCUGAAAACGAUGAUGACCCUAAAGCUACACUUGCGGUUGGAACUCGAGUCCAAGGAAACUACCGAGCCAAGGAACAGUAUAAAGAGCGAGAACAUUGGUACGAUGGAGUCAUUUCCAAAGUCAACACAAGCGAAGGCGGUACCAUCACCUAUAAUGUCGACUAUAAUGAUGGUGAUUUCGAGGAGGAUGUGGAACCGCAAUACGUUCGACCCGUCAAAAAAAACAAGGAGGAACUCAUGGCAGAAGAGGAUAAAAACGAAGAGGAACGGAUAUUGAAACGCAAACGCCAGAAGGCGAGGGACAAAGCCAGACAAGAAAUGCCAUUUGUGUUUGAAGCUCCAACCACGCUCGAUGCCCUUCAUGACUUGAUUGCCAAGUAUGCCUCCAAAGGUAGCGACGCUUCGCUGAUCAUUCAACGUAUUCACGCCGCAAACUCUGUCAAAUUGGAUCGAAGGAACGCUGAAAAGAUGCAAAACUUUUAUGACGUUCUGUUGCGGCGUUUCAUUGCCGUUGGUGAUGCAAUCUACACAUCCGGAGAUGGGGGACCGGAACUGGGACGAUACCUUCAGUUGGACGAGAUUACGAAAGUACUGUACCAGAUGACACAAGACUCGCCCGAUUGUGCUGCAGCGGUGUGGGGCCGUAGGUUCGGUAUAUUGCAGAAUGCGCAUGCAAAACGUUUGCGCGAUGCUGAAUUCGAACGAGACGCGGACGAAGAUGAUCAGGCUUUGUCAGCUUGGCCUUCUGUGGGCACGAUUUUGUUGUUCCGCGUGGUGGGGCACCUAUUUCCAGUCACUGAUCGUCGUCACAGUAUCGUGACACCGUUCAUUCUGCUCUUUGGUCAGAUGCUGGCACAGACGCCAGUGGAAUCUAUGUAUGACCUCGUGAGUGGUACAAUGAUUGCUGGCUUGCUGGUGGAGUAUUCACGGGAAGCAAAACGAGUAGUACCUGAGGCAAUUGGUUUUCUCGCAGGUGCUAUCAGACUCUUCGCAACCGACUCCGAAGAACGGACCUCCCCACGCCAUUCUGUGCCAACGCUUGAAACAGCUGCUGGCGUUCCGUCGCUUGUAGAACUCCGACAAUUGACCAUUGCCUACAAAGGGGAAACAGUUCCGGUGCUCAGAUUGGAACAAAGCCACCUUUCAGACUCGACCUGCUCAGCAGCAUCCAUCCUUGCAACCGUUUUGCACUUUGCUGAGGGCUACGCCAAGUCCUUGGAUGGUGCACUGUCUUUUGCAGAAAGGGAAGCUUUCGCUGGAAUCACCCACAGCCUUCUCUGUCUGAAGCCCAACAGUAAAAAGUACCCUCUACCAAAGCCACUCCAAGUCAAAACAGCAUCUGCAGCAUCAGCGGUUGCGAAUACCUGCAAACUUGACCAACCCCGCAAGCCUCUUGCUCGACGUUCUAAGCCUGGUGUGUCUGACACAGCAUUAAAGAGCCUUGCUCCCCGCUUGGAAGACCCUGAAAGAUAUUCGAGGUCCAAGGAUAAAGGAAAGAGUGCUCUGCAGGUUGCAGCGGAUAGGACUAGGCGUGAGUAUAAGCGAGAGCACAAGGCCGUGGCUCGCGAGCUUCGCCUGGAUGCUGCCUUCGUCGAGGAACAACGGCGCAAGGACGAAGCAGCAAAAACCAAGAGGGCUCGUGCCGAACGCAACAAGAACUUUGCUUGGCUGGAAGGAGAACAAGCGGCUAUGAACCAGCAAGUUCGCCAAGGCGGUGGCCUGUUGAAAGGAGGCGGAAUGGGUGCUGCCAAGGCCAAAGCAAAGAGUGCCAAGCUGGGCAUCAAGAAGGGAGGCAAGUUUUGAGCAGAUGUAUGUAUCUGGCCUAAACUAUAAGCAAGUGAGUUUUUCCCAUUGGCUUCGUGUGAGAAAUUGCGGUUGCAUAGUGCUGAGAUAUUUCACGGAUUUGAAGCAGCGCAAACACCAGUACCGCAAUGUCAAGCUAGCUAGUCGCAUGGUUGUGGAGUACAUGUACUUCGCGUAGCUCUUCACUAGUUCGUUAUUUAGUUAGUCAACCAAAACUGUUGAAUCCUCCCGCGCACUGCUGGAUUCUCUGCCCCCAUGUUUUAACUUCAUGAAUGUUAGCUUUGCUUUUAAAAUUUGAUGAUGCAUUUUUCCUUGUUUCGCCGGCAUUAUGGUGCUGCUGCUGUCAUACUGCCUUCUUCCUCCAGUCGAUUCCGCUUGGGUGGAGAUGCACCCUUUUCAUCUGUUUUCGUUGGCGAAGGUCGUUUGCUGGUGCCGCCACCGUCGGGACUGCCGGCCAGCCGAUGUUCCUUGUUAUCCACAUCAUGGAUCGUCACAACGCGCGAAGGAAUGGCGGAAUCGUCCACUUUUUUCUCGUCGUUAUCGUCAUUGUUGUUGUGUUGAUGUUCCACAGAAAGUCUCGAGAUGGGCGACGGAGAUGGAUUGGUGGUCAUGGAAGUCGGGGAUGGAUUGGGAGUUGCGCGACUGUCACCUCCAAGAUGGCCGCCAUUGGUAUUGCUGCUGGUUCGUCGUUCGGGUGUUUUGGGACUCUUGGAUCGUGCCGUGAGAGUGGCACAGUGACGACUGGCAAUUUCUUCUUCCUCCAUGAAGCGACGUCGAUCAGCUUCUUCCCGUGUCAUGCAUGCCUGCCGGGCUUCUUCACUUACGUCUUCCCAUGCCUUGAUGAGCCUACAAUUCAAAUUGGCAUUGACCAAGUAUGGAUCCAAUGGUUCUCCCUCUCGUGCACGAGUAGAUCUUCGGACUUCUUCAACAGCUAAUGGGCGCAUGCUGUCUCGCAUGUCCAUGACAAAAAAGUGAAAUGCCGUUUUGAUGGGUGCCACUUGAGAAGGACUAAUUUCGGUCAAGGCAGCCUGUCGCAAUCGUUCAGUUUCCAAGUCAUCGGCAAUUUUGGUGGGAGAGGAACGUGGUUGUUGUGAUGACGAUGAUGCAUGGUGGUGACUCGAUGGCAAAUGAUCAGGCUGUUGUUGCUGUUGUUCAGGACUGGAUUUGGUGUCCCUUCGCCCAGCAGCAGAAGAGGAAGAUGCCAUGGGGCUACUGCGCUGAGAAGCAGUUGCCGCCGCUACAGACACAGGAGGCGGUCCUGGAGCGGCUGGACUGGGUCUAGAGGCAGGUGGGGGAGCACUGGCUCCUCUAGGUCGUUGGAAUGGUGGAGUUUUGGCUCUGCCUACUUCACUGCGAGAUUGCUGCAUGGGGUAUCCACCGGGUCCACCUUCAUAGGCUCCACUACCAGCAUAUCCAUAAAUGGGUCUUCCUUGAUAACCUCCUCCAGGAGAGUACGCUGUCGAAUGAUGGUGGGGCGGAUAAGCAUGAUGAGGAGAAUAUCCAUGAGGUGGAGGAGGUCCACCGUAAGGAUGACCUGGCGGGAAGGCGGCAUACGGAGGGUACGGUGAUCCAUAUCCAGGUGGAGGGGGACGGUAGCCACCUCGUGAAGGAGGUUCCCCAUCAUUCCCCUGACCAUGUUCGGAGGAAACGGGGACUGGCAUAAUGCUUCUGCUAUGCUGGUGGUAGAACGAAUAACCGCUUUUGAAUGUGGAUUGACGCCGCGAAAAAUCAGGAGAAUCAAAGUAACUGGUGCUAUGAAAUGACGAAACCGAGACCGGAGAGGGCCGAAAGGCGGACGGUCUCUUGGCAGGUGGAGACGAAAAGACUUGAGUUGGAACGGCGCUCUCUUCUCUUUGUGAUGUUUUGACGGUGACUGAUAUGGGUUUUCGGUUUUCUUCUUGUAUUUCUUCUGGUUUCACCGCAACAGUCCCCGAUGUCAUACUCUCCUCAAUCUCCACGCUGCUCCUGAUAAUAACGAACUGAUGACAGUCUACAGAUACAGUAACACGCCUUGUUAACCACGGUGAUCAGAGCUGAUAGAAUUCAUGAACUGGGUCGAUUUCAAUGAGAUGAUGCGAAGUGCACGAUGGCAACAAAAAACGAAAAUAACGGGCUUGCGAUUUAUGGGACCGUUGGAAUGUCGGAAGCCAAUGAUAGGACCGGUGCGCGAACGAAGCUUUAGGGAUAGA